Messenger RNA from Pygocentrus nattereri (red-bellied piranha), 2824 nucleotides. RefSeq lists its product as uncharacterized. Lineage: Eukaryota; Metazoa; Chordata; Actinopteri; Characiformes; Serrasalmidae. The record is from RefSeq and is a predicted model, not a curated record. Bases 141 to 812 code for a protein of 223 amino acids. The transcript is spliced from 5 exons.
CUUCCCCAGGAAAAGUAGGUGUGGGAGUUUUAUCUCUUAUUAAAGUGAGUAGAUGGGCAUGUUGGCUCAUCUUGGCUUUGGCCAGCAGUGCUUGGAAAGCUGAUAGUUGCUGUAUCCUCGGCCAAAUUUAGGAGCAUUAAAUGUAUCAGCACAUUGAGGACAAGUCUGACAAUGCUGAUUCGUUUAGUCUCUUUAGGCUGCCUGGGACGAUUGGCUUGCUGAGAACUGAACAGAGGAUCUUUAUACAAUUGAGUCAAGUGGAUGUUCUCAUGCAGUUUGGCUGGUAUCUGAGGGAGAGAAUGCAGGAGAUUUCUCUGGACCUGGACUUCCAGGAUCAGGAGCAGAAGAUGUAUGUGGCAGGCGCGCUCAAUAAUCUAUUCAAUAUGAAAGUGUGCAACAACCUAAAAGACCUGCUCACAGGCCCUCCAGUCAGCCCACAGGCCACAACCAUGCAAAGACCAGAAGGACUGAGGAGCAUUAACCAGGAAACCACAAACACGGGGUCUCUUUCAGCUACACGGUUAGCAGAUGCUAGCUCAGCUGAGGAUUAUGAAGACAGGCACAGUGAUAUAUCACAUACUAAAGCCCAUUCCAUUCUCAUCAUCAUCUUCAUGCUCAGUCUGGCUCUGAUCCUGCUGGCCAGCCUGGCACUGUCUGCCUACGUUCUCUAUCUCAUAGCCCAGAGCAAUGAGAAGAUAGAGGACUUCUCCAGGAGCCAGCAGCUGCACAGAAAAUACUUGGAGGAGAUCAGAGAGUGGAAAACCAUCAUUCAGCAGGUCCUUAAUCACUCCACUGCACUGCAGGCAAAGUGAGAGUCUUAUGCUGUUGGUGCCUUUUAGGAUGGCACCUAAUAAAUGCAGCCAGGCCUGCACAGAACAUGCUGGCUGUAGUCUAGCAGAGUCUAUUUGUCAGGAGUGUCUGUGCAUAUCCAUGAAGGAGAUCCUCUCCGGCUUUGCGGUGAGUGAGCAGAUUACCUCACUCUUGUUUGUGUGCACUUUGAAUGCAAAGCUGCCUUGACUUGACACAAUGGGUGCACAUACGUUCAAGUCAGCUUAAUAUACUCAGGUUAGGCUCAAGGUGAGGUGCAGGCUGUCAGUGGCAGUAUAACGAUGUAGGAAUAGAAGGAUUUAAGUUGAGAAAGAGCAAAGCAUGUAUGUCACCUUAUACAAGUAGAAGAGAGUACUGUGGUAUGUACAGUGUGAAAGUCUCAGUAUUCAGUAUGUCGCUGUGGUAUUUCGCAUAAAGCUUCUCUCAGUCUGUAAAUGAUAGAUGAUAUGCUAACAUUCUGUGGUCAAGAUUAGCAGAAAUUGUACACUGUUUACAGUCACUUUUGUCAGCAUAUCUGCUUUGAAAGUGGUUUACCAUGUUGGAAAUAGGAGGCACGAUUGAUAUUAAUUUUAUUAUAGCACUACAGCUUUCUCAGUAAUUUAACAAAAACCUACAAUGUUAUUCUGGAUCUUCCAAAAACAGCUUAUUUUCUUGAAAGUAUCUCAAGAAAAUAAGUGAAAAGUUUCCAAAAGUGGAGUUGAAAAAUGGUAACACUUUGAUAGUCCAUCAUAAAUUCUUUGUAAAUGCUCAGUGUGUCUUUGAAAUUCAACUAAAUAUCUAUUAAAUUAAUAUAAAAUCAAAUGGGAUGGGUUCUAUCAAAUCUAGCCUUAAUCCUAACCCUAACAUUAACCUUAACUUCAACCCAAAAUCUACACCUACUCCUAAACCAAAACUUCACCGUAAUGUUGCUGAUAAUCGCCAUCACCAGAAAGUUUGUCAAUAAUUUCAGUAUGUGUAGAUCAUCUGUAGGGGACCGUCCAAAUAGAGUGUGACCUCCCCAACAGAUAAACAGCACUUAAAGCUUCUAUCUUUGAGAGAGAGAGGAGAAAAUCAUGCUGCUUCAGAUCUGAAUAAUACACAGAUGUUUUAGUCCAUCCUUCCAAAGUGAAAAGGAACUCAACACUAUGAGUCUGAAAGGAUGAGUAGCAAUUUGGGAGCACUCACAGAGAAAAGGAAAUAGACAAAAAAAAGAAGAAAACCUGCAAAUCAAACAAAGAAGCUGCUGGUGUUCUCAGAACAAUGGGUUUGACCACUGAGUCCAGACCUCAACAUCACUGAAUGUGUACUUGGAUUGAGAGAACCAGAAAAUACAACCAACCUCUAAGACCGAACUUUGGUGGUGUGGACAAACAUCCCUACAGGUUUCUGUGAAAAACUGAAAGCAAGUCUCUUGAAAAGAAUGCAAGCUGCAAUGAAGGUAAUGAAGUGUGGAUGCAAUAAACACUGAAAAUGUUUAUAUAUUUAGAUGUUGAGGUCCCUUUGUCAUUCUCUGUUAAACUAUGUUUUCUGCUUUUUGCUGAUAAAAAGUGAAUAACUUGUAGUGAGGGCAAAAAUAUAAUAUCACAAUAUUUCAAAGAUUUUCACCAUACACGAGAUGUCAUGAUAUUUAUUUUUUUUUGACAUCUGAUGAGUUGGAACAGGCAAGAAAAGAACCAAAAAUGCCACAUUGUAAGAACACCAUCAAGGACUACGAGCACAAAUUAUUUCUAUUUAUUGUUUCACAUACUACACUGCACCAAAUCAGGACUGAUUAUGCGCUCUUUGUCAUGAAUCAUGCAACUGGUCAGUCUUCCAGAAAAGCAUAUUGUGACAUAUUGCCAUGUAAUUUAUCUGUUUAACAACCCUCCCUGUUUAUUUGUUUUGUGAGGUUUUGGUGAAGUCUUUUCAGUCCUGUGUUUAUAUUUCUGUUCAGUGUAUGUACAAAAUCUACACACAUUUAUAAAUACAUUUGUAUGCAAAAAAAGACAUGGUCAAAUGACAUUUUGUUGUUCUAAUU